Molecule: messenger RNA, 1062 nt
Organism: Cucurbitaria berberidis CBS 394.84
Lineage: Eukaryota; Fungi; Ascomycota; Dothideomycetes; Pleosporales; Cucurbitariaceae
Exons: 2
Source: RefSeq, a predicted model, not a curated record
UACCAUCCCAUGGAUGAUAGCAUACGACCAUCUCAGGCUGCCAAACGUCGCUCUGUUCACGGCGAGAAGCAACUACUCGCAGAUUUUCCAAGUAGCUUCUUCUCGGAGCAUACUGACAGAGAGGUAGAUAGUCCAACACAAGUCGACCAUGAGAGCGAGCCUGAGGAGGCGCCGAGAAAGGUCGCAAUGGGAAAGAAGCGAAAACGAUCUCAUUUCCAAUCACCUGGCCCUACCAGACGCUCUUCGCGAAAGACUUCAGAUCCGAAGACAGCAUAUAAUAUGAGCAUCCACCCCCAAGACGAAGAUCUGAAGCUAUUGAGUACCAAUGACAGCGAAGUCGACAUUCCAGCCCACGGGCGACGGAAGUUUCAGCGUACGGCUGAGCCUUUGUUGGAUGAUAGAGUCUUCAAGUCAGCCAGCUCCCAGCAUCAGAGACAUGCUCAGGUUCUGGACCUGACUGGCUCGAACUAUAUUGAUGGCGAAGAUGAUCGGGGCUUCGAGAUAGAUAUAGAAACAACUAGAAAGGAGACGAUAGUUCUAGAUUCAUCCUUGCCGGUAUCGUUAUUCGCUAAUCCUCAACCGCAUGGCAUCCGCCGCAAGGAGGGACUCGAUGUGUGGAAGCUGUUACCAGGCGAUCGAUACUUCCGUCAUGACCGGGACUCAUGGCCGGUGUCUGACGCUCAAUCGUUCGAGAUAUUCGAAGAGUGCCUCGAGGAUCAGCUAGCAGCGGAAGCUAUGGCACUUUCGCCCUUGGACUACGAACAUGACGACAAAGAAAACAACAGCAACGGCCUAGACGUCGACCUCACACUAGAUCCUCUCGAAGAAAUCUCCGUCCGUUCGGCUUCACAGUACAGGCGUUCGAGUGAGGAUAGCCAGGUGUCGGGUCAAACUGCCUUGGUCAAUCACGCCCUUUACGACACCUCUGGGGAACGCCUGCAGUCAUACGGUCUUGGGGGCAGCGACGGUACCCAUGAUGAGCAGGCUGGUACUGGGGAAACCAGCACUCUUGCCGGAUACAUGCGUGUUAUCAGACCCGGCUCGCAGUUACUGCAGGCUCCA